AGUGCUCAUCAUAUUUAUACCUAACACCCUUUCAACAACUCAAAUCUCAUUUACUCGCAACUUUGCUGUCACUUUUAAAAUUUUAUAGGCAAACACCUACACUCACACUAAGCAUGAAGGAAGCCGCGGCAGCCAUCCAGGACCUCAUGCGCGACACCGCGCAUCUGUUCGACCAGGCACGCAAACUAAACUCGCAGCUGUUGCAAAUAGAUACGUUUGUCAGCAAUGAGGAAACGCGCACAUUAUUGAGGGAUCUGGACAAGUGCAAACGCCAGUUUAAGGUGUCAUUGGAGCAUGCGCGAGAACUGGCUGUUAGGCUAGACAAUUCCGAUGCAAUGAUGGGUGGAUUGCAAAGGGAGCGCGAUCGGCUUUAUGAAGAGGCUGUCGACAAGGCUGAGCAGAUUCGCAAGCUGUUGGACUGUGUGCGGCAGAUACAGUUGACCUCGGCGCAACUUCUUCAGAUAUAG
Molecule: messenger RNA, 467 nt
Organism: Kickxella alabastrina
Lineage: Eukaryota; Fungi; Kickxellomycota; Kickxellomycetes; Kickxellales; Kickxellaceae
Exons: 2
Coding region: 114-467 (117 amino acids)
Source: RefSeq, a predicted model, not a curated record